CUGAUUUCAAGCCGUCUUUGAAUGUUGGAGGACCAGGAUGAAAACGUUUGUGUGUGAUGACUCCAUGAUCAUCACCAUCCCCAUCGGGACACACACAGCGGGACGCGGCCCUCUGAUGCCCAGGGAGUUUCAGUGUGUGUUCCGGGACACGUUCAAGGUUUUUUCUAUCAGGGGAUUCCCAAAACCUCUCGGGGCAGCACAAUGCCUGACUGGACUUUCACUUGUCAUUCUUGGUCUGAUGUUUCAUCAGACAGGAAGUGUGUUCUCCAUCUUUCCCAGCAUUCUGUUUGUGCUCUGUGGAACGCUGACCUUUGCUGCAGGCCAUCUUCCAAACAUGCGUGUGAUCAAACUGUCAUUUUGUCUGAACAUCAUCAGUUUCUUGUGGUCAGUGGUGGCAGUUUGUCUCUCUGUGAUCGACUACUGUUUGUCUGAACAUUUCAACAAGCUACAUGUGGCCGUCAAAAUGCUGAUUGUGAGCCUGCUGGUUGUGGAGAACUUGACUGCCUUAUUUCUAAUCUACUGGCAGAGUAAAGCUGUUUGCAGACGACAUUUCAACACCCUGCCCAUUAUUCAGCUGAAACACGACGACUGAUGCACUUGAACACGCCACCGCGUUCAACCUUUCAGUUGCUUUGUAAUAUGAUUAGCAUAUCAAUACAGAUUUUUCUUUUAUUUAUUGUAUUAUUCUACAUAACUGUAGAUCUGGCUGUUUGACUGGAUAUUUGAAUAAAUCAG
This is a messenger RNA of Dunckerocampus dactyliophorus (ringed pipefish), 735 nucleotides long. RefSeq lists its product as uncharacterized. The record is from RefSeq and is a predicted model, not a curated record. Bases 38 to 592 code for a protein of 184 amino acids. Lineage: Eukaryota; Metazoa; Chordata; Actinopteri; Syngnathiformes; Syngnathidae. The transcript has 6 exons.